CCACCUGUUGGUUCUGCCUCAGAAUUUGCCUUUGUUGCUCUUUAGUGCUCACAGGAGAGAUUUUGGGCCUCACAAGGUGUUACCGGUGAGGAUCCACCAGCCUGACCCGUUUGUCCCAAGUGAAGAGAAUAUGGAUCUGCUCACGAUGUAUAAACAAGAUUACAACCCGUACCCUGUCAGUCGAGUGGACCCCAUCAGACCUCGGGACAGUAAAUAUCCACGCGGGGACAAGAUGGAGUGUCGGCCUACUUAUAAAGCUGAUUAUUUACCCUGGAACCAACCAAGACGAGAACUGAUUCGUCUGCCACACAACUACCGGCCAGCGUCAACCAAGUUUGAUAGCCGAACCACACACCAGGAUGCCUACUCCAUGAAGGGCCUGGUAAACACCAUGAGCUGUAAGCCUCCAGCCGCACGCAAGCUCUGUAACAUCCCCCUGGAGGAUCUGACAAACUACAAGAUGAGCUACGUGGCCCACCCCAUGGAGAAACGCUAUGUGUAUGAGCCGGAGAAGUUCAGACCCUGUGAAAUCCCCUUUGAAAGCCUUACCACUCACAACGAGUCAUACCAGGGCCUGAUGGGGGAGCCAGCCAAGAGCUUGAAACCUCCAGCCAGGCCUAGUGCGCUAAACACGCCGUUCUCUAACACUACUGAAUUUAGAGAUAAGUACCAAGCUUGGCCAAUGCCCCAGAUGUUCUCCAAAGCUCCCGCCACCUAUGUCGCUCCUGAAGAAAAGAUGGACUUUCUGACGACAGUGCAGGCCCACUACACGUACCCUAAGGGUGCCCCAGCUCAGUCCUACCGACCGGUGCUCUCGGUCAAGAAGGGUGGCCGCUUUGAAAGCUCCACUACGACCAAAGAGGACUAUAAGCAGUGGGCCAGCAUGCAGACCAAGCCAGUCAAGCCCAUCCCCCAGCUGGGCCUUCCCACCGAGCCCUUGGACUGCCUGACCACCACACGAGCCCACUAUGUGCCCUGCCCUCCCAUCACUACCAAAAGCUGUAAGCCCCCCUGGUCUGGCCCCCGAGGAAAUAUCCCUGUGGAGGGCCAGACCACAUAUACCAUCAGCUUUACUCCAAAGGAAAUAAGCAGGUGCCUGGCUUCAUACCCUGAGCCUCCCGGCUACAUCUUUGAAGAAACAGAUGCUUUGGGGCACCGAAUAUACAGGCCAGUUUCUGACAGGCUCUCGGCAGAGCAGCCAUCUUUCCGUAGGUGAUUCAGAAAAUCCUAACCAGCAGAAGUUGAUAGUGUCAGCUUGAUUUUUAAAGAUUGUAAUUUAGA
This is a messenger RNA of Kogia breviceps (pygmy sperm whale), 1281 nucleotides long. The record is from RefSeq and is a predicted model, not a curated record. Lineage: Eukaryota; Metazoa; Chordata; Mammalia; Artiodactyla; Physeteridae.